Messenger RNA from Rhopilema esculentum, 9740 nucleotides. NCBI's taxonomy places the organism in Eukaryota, Metazoa, Cnidaria, Scyphozoa, Rhizostomeae, Rhizostomatidae. The record is from RefSeq and is a predicted model, not a curated record.
AAGAAAAGAAAAGAAGUGAUAUUUAACGAAUCGAAACGAAACGAGCUCCAUAUCUCAAAAACUUGUCUUACCAACCUUCACGAGAGAAUUGCUGAACAUCUCAAUAAGGUCCUGCUUAGAGAGGAUGAGUGGACUAUUUGCCUGCAUGGAUGACCUAUGGUCGGACGGUUUUAUGCCAAAAAGACCCUUGAAAAGGAAAUACAGUGGACAAUUAUCGUCCAAUUACUUCCCUUCCAUCAAUGUGGAAUACCUUGAAAGAGAGUGUUGUGAAGUCAAUAUAUAUUUCGCAGCCCAAGCCAUCAUGGGGGAUUCCUACUCGUCCCAGUCUUCUUACGUUAUAUAUUCACGCCCUAUAUUGUAAGGUUAAGUUGUUUGAAGUAGUGAAGUUACGAUAAAGUCACGCUACAAAUUCAUGAUGGGCUAACAAGUUACGUUUACGUUAUAGUUGUAUAUAGUCACGUUUUGUAUAUAUUUGAAGAUAAAAUCAACGAUAUGGAGUUUCAUUCACGUCUACGCUCUACCGAAGCUAUGUUCAAGGAAUAAUGUCACCCAACGCGGGGCACGGAAUACGACGAAAUCAUGGCCACUGAUACAGAAGGUAACAGUGGACAAUUAAAGAAAUUGUUAGCAAUACGAGGAGGAAAUAGAACCUCCAUUACGAAGCUUGAACGACAAGCCACGGCUCUUCUUGAAGAAUUAAUUAAUGAAAAUGGAGAACAAGUCGAGAAGGUGAUUCGUUUAGAAACGAUACAAAAGUCUCUUCGAGAAAAGCAAACGUAUGUGAACGGACCAAACGAAAAGAUACUGGAAUUAUGUCCAGAAGUUAACAUUGAAAAAGAAAUCGAUGAAACGACGGAGCUGAAUUUCAGAAUCGAUGAAAUUCUGGGAAGAAUUCAAGCUUUUAAAGACGGUCGAUACGCUCAGACCAAUGCAUUCGGAGUUGGGAGUGGAACGAAACAUGUUAUUACGACAACGCCUUCCAGAGAAGCUGAAAACGUUGAACAAGCAACAAACAACGAACAUGGUCUCAAUACAAGCGGGGUUACCAUGGGUUCUGUUGCCAUUCGUCUGCCAAAAAUAACGCUUCCACGAUUUAACGGAAAUAUUACACGUUUCAUGUCCUUUUGGCAGAGUUUCGAGAAUGCCAUAGAUAAAAACGAAAGCAUAACUGCAGUUGAUAAGCUCAACUACUUGGUGAAUUUGUUGGAGGGUCCAGCAUACCGUGCAGUAUCAGGACUCGAACUGACGGAACAAAAUUAUUUAAAUGCGGUGGAAAUUUUAAAGGCGAGGUUUGGCAACAAACAACAAAUAAUCUCGACGCACAUGCAGGCUCUCCUUGGGCUACAAAACUGCUCAAACGAAAACGUGAAGCAAUUGCGCUUCAUUUACGACAGCAUAAAUGUACACGUAAGGGGGCUUGAAGCCCUUGGUAUGAGUUCUGCAAGUUAUGGCAGUUUGUUAGUACCAAUCCUUAUGGCAAGAAUGCCGCGAGAAAUUACAUUGCAUGUCGCCAGAAAGACGACCGAGGAAGUUUGGCCGAUAAAAGAAAUAUUGGAGAUUGUCAGAAAGGAAAUUGAAGGCAGGGAACUGAGCGAUAACAUCAAGCCCGUCGAAAAGAAAUGUGACAAAACUUCAGGAUAUGGACCAAAAUCACCACAAGGCACUACCAAGACAUUUUCAACGAAAGAUGAAAAAGUGCAAGAUUGUGUUUAUUGUGGGCAUGCACACUCUCCGUCAAGCUGCAAAGAAGUCCAGGAAAUAACGGGUAGAAAAAAGAUCCUAUUGGAGACCAAACGAUGUUUUUCCUGCUUGAAAUCUGGACACAUGACAAAAAAGUGUCGGGAAAAUCGAAAUUGCAGAAAAUGUGGCAGAAAUUUUCACCACGAGUCAAUUUGCUACAAAGGAGCAAAACAAACGGAGGAAGAAACAAAAGUAACUACCAGUGUUACAAGAAAACAAGAAGUUUUGCUGCAGACGGCCACUGCGUAUGUUUAUGGGGCAGACAAGGCUCAGAGGAUGAAAAUCAAUGUUUUCUUCGAUAGUGGGAGCCAACGAAACUACAUCUCUGAAAAGUCAGACGAAAACUGAAUCUGGAAGUCGAAAGACAGGAAAACUUAAAUUUGAACACAUUUGGAACUGAGAAAUCAGUACGCAAGAAAUGUGACGUCGUAAAGUUAAAGUUAGAUACAGGAAUAGAUGAGACGCCAAUUUUGAUAAGCGCCAUAGGCUAUCAGUCUAUUUGUUCGCCUAUAAAUACGCGCAUAGACGUAAGCAAGUAUCAGCAUUUGAUAGGCCUUAAUCUAGCGGACAAGAAGCUAAGCGAGCAAAAUAGGCGCAUUGAUUUGCUUAUUGGUAAUGAUUAUUUGUAUGAUGUAAUCAUUGGUGAUGUUAUUAGAGGUACAUCAGGGCCAAUAGCAGUAAGUAGCAAAUUAGGAUGGCUACUUUCGGGAAAAGUACCAGGAUCCUUGGAGCCUAAAACCUAUUCUAAAGUGACUUCUAAUUUGAUUUUAGAUACGUCAGUUGGAAGGCCUAUCGAAGAAAAUGAGGAAAUAACACAAACGCUUCGCGAGUUUUGGAAACAAGAAUCAUCCGGGAUUGACAAGGGGAGUGAACCCACAAAUGAAAACAAACAAGACGAGCAAUUUGAAAUCACCUUUAAUGGUAAAAGGUACCAGAUACGUCAGUUGGAAGGCCUGUCGAAGAAAAUGAGGAAAUAACACAAACGCUUCGCGAGUUUUGGAAACAAGAAUCAUCCGGGAUUGACAAGGGGAGUGAACCCACAAAUGAAGACAAACAAGACGAGCAAUUUGAAAUCACCUUUAAUGGUAAAAGGUACCAGGUAAGCCUUCCUUGGAAGGUUGAUAUAUCUUGCCUUAAUGAUGAUUAUAACUUGGCAUUAAAUCGCUUAAAAUCUUUGCUUUGCCGGUUAAAAGGAAACCCUGAAUUAUUAUCUGAAUAUGAUAACAUUUUCAAAGAGCAAUUAAACAAUGGAAUAAUUGAGCAAGUCCCUGUGGAGGAGGAGAAUCAGGGUAAUCCUCAUUUUAUGAGUCACCAUGGUGUAAUUCGACGAGAUCGUGAAACAACAAAACUUCGUGUUGUUUUUGAUGGAAGUGCGAAAUCGCACAAGGAAGCUUUAUCUCUUAAUGAAUGUUUAGAACUUGGUGAUAAUUACAUGCCGCCAUUAUUCGAUACGUUAUUACGUUUCCGCUCACAUGCCAUUGCUAUAACAGCUGAUAUUCAAAAAAAAAAAAAAGAAAUUGAUGAAAAAGACCGGGAUGCUUUACGUUUUUUGUGGUAUGACGACAUUAGUAAGCCGAACCCAACGGUUAUUCAGUAUAAGUAUUGUAGACUGGUGUUUGGUUUAAGACCAUCGCCAUCUAUACUGGGAGCCACAAUUAAGAAACACAUUGCUCAAUAUGCUAAUCGAUUUCCUCGUGUUGUAAAAGUGUUAGAUAGGCUUUAUGCUGAUGACUUAUCAUGUAGCACAAAUUCUAUUGAUGAGGCCUUAGAGAUUUUCCAUAAGUCACGGGAGAUUUUGUCCGAAGGUGGGUUUAACCUUCGCAAAUUUAAAACUAAUGACACAGCUUUGUUACAUGAAAUCAAAAAGGUGGAAACAGGUAACGUAUACAAGAUGAUCAAUCCUUCGCUCAGCAAACAAUAGGCCCACCUCAAAGGGAAAAUAAUAACAAGGUCCUUGGAGUAAAUUGGGAAAGUAAAAAGGAUGAACUGUUUUUUGAUCUGGGGUCCAUUAUAGAACUAGCAAAAACACUUAAGCCCACAAAACGCUCUCUUUUAAAGUUAGCAGCCAAGAUUUUUGACCCGAUCGGUUGUCUUAGUGUGUAUACCAUCAAUUUGAAAGUGCUCUUUCAGGAACUUUGCGUAGACAAAUGGGGGUGGGAUGAAGAGCUUACAGGAGAAGCAAAGGAAAAAUAUGAUCGUUUCAUUUCGGAAAUAAGUCGUUUAGACGGGAUUCGCAUGCCAAGAUCUUCUAUUGACCCAGGUAAAAUAGUAAGCCAAGUCGAAAUACAUGGGUUUUCAGAUGCCAGCGAGACUGCUUACGCUGGAAUUGUUUAUCUCUGCAUUGUGUACGAUACGGGGGAGGUAAGCAUCAAGUUUGUCACUGCCAAGGCCAGGGUUUGUCCUCUAACAAAACAAAGCAUUCCACGUUUAGAGCUUUUAGGGGCACAGUUACUCGCAAAAUUAAUCAGCACAGUAAAAGGUACUCUUGGGGAGGAGCUUCACGGCACGCCUAUCAAAGUAUUUUUUUGGGUAGAUUCGGUUUGCACUCUUUGCUGGAUAAAGAACAAUAAGGUUUGGAAGCAAUUUGUACGCCAUCGCUUGUCGGAUAAUUUACGAACUUCAAGCCGCGAUGAAUGGUUUUAUUGCCCGGGAUCUCAAAACCCAGCUGAUUUACCGUCAAGCAGAGGCGGAUCUAGGGGGGUGCUAUGGGUGCUUGAGCACCGGUCAGAAUUUUCGGAGAUAUAAUAUUCAAUGCAUUUUCUCUAAUCUCUGAAAAACGUCUUUAAUCCUUUUAGAUGAUGUAAAUGCAUUUUCCAGUAAACUGAUGACAUACGGUCAUGCGUUAGUUAGCAUAACCUGUAUCUGCUUUAAACUAUAAAUAGCUAUAAAUUUCAUGUUGAGCUGCCCUGGAACCAAUUUUUUUACUUGUCCAUCAAACCACACUCUCGGCCAAUGAGCUACUUCAAUUCUACGGGUGCUUGAGCACCCCUAUCAAUCAACCUCUAAGGUCAAAGUUGCAACUGAGCCAAUCACAUCACGCUCUGAUAUGUUUUUCCGCAAUGUCGAGCACCCCUAUCAAUCAAAACAAGGCUUCAACCAAUCCGUUUGCCAAAUUUCGGCUCAUCUGAGCACCCCUAUCAAUCAUUUAAUAUACACUGGCGCAUACCGUCACUGAAACGACUAAACCUGUUCGUGUAGCAGCAAUGGCGGACAUAAAGUCGUUGCUGUUGCAGGUUUUCUCGAUUAUUGGUUGCCAGUCGACUGAGGAAAUUGAAACGGAAAACGAGCUUUUGAGUAUUCAGUCAAUCAUGAGAGAAGCUUUUGAUAAGAGCGUGGUGGAUGGUGUCGUGACUUGUGGGAAUACACAGAUCGAUGAGUUCGCUGAACUGCAAAUGCCAAAGGUUCAAGUACUGUCCCGUGAAAGUUCUGACCUUCGGCCUUUCAGGUUGGUAGUUUCCUUUACCAGGCUUUAAAUGCGAAACGUUUUAACAGAAUAUUUCUUGAAUUAAUUCGACAAAAAUAUCGAAUUUUACAGAGAAAAAUGCGCACCCCCAAAAAAGUGGUGCCAAGGAUUUUUGGUUGUUGGGGUGGUAUGGUAAUUACUACCAGAAUGAAUUCGAUACCCAUUUCUUGCCAAAUGCAGAUGACCCCAAAAAUGUACUACUUCAACACAAGGUACUUAGUAAAACAAUCAAUUUUUAUAAACAAAUUCUUACAAGUAUUGAUUUAAAGGCAUUGAGUCAUAGUAAAUAGGCCUUCUCUAUAGGGGGUCAUUUGGAUUCGGCGUGAUCGCUGCUGUUUCAUGUGACACUUGCAUCCGUUGUUGACAACUUGCUAUUGAUGGAAAUUGUUUUGUUAAUCAGUACGAGGUGAGUUCAUGUGACCGGUUCAAGGUCAACCAAUAGCAUGGCAUUCAUGAAAAUCAUGACUCGGCGGAUUCUGGCACUUAGGGUAUACCCAAUCCAUUUUAUCAUGACUCAAUUAUAUUUAACUCAAUUUUCGUAUAGUAAUGGUCAGUUAACGUAGCAAUGAUUCAUUUUGCUCUUUUUUGUUUGAAACAUUUUAGCUGCCUUUUUACAAAAAUGAACCAGUCUCUGGAUAUUGCAGAGCAAUCAAAUAUUGACUUACGACCUAAAAUGUCAUUCAUUGAUUAAUGUGAUGUACAAACUGCGAAGGUAGCAGUGUUAGUUUUAACUAGCAUUGCUAGCAAAUAGGCUAUAGGCUUCUAACAAAAGAGAUAAUUUUUUAUAUAGUUAUGCUUUAAUACCUGAAUUUAAAAAAGAUUAAUUUUUAUCAAGAUGGGUGUUGCCUUCAUUUAACCGUAAGUAAAAGUGGGGUGUGGCAUUAUUAUGGCUAUUAAGGCAACGCCCUUAAGCACCCCUCAGAUUUUCCGCUGGAUCCGCCUCUGCGUCAAGGGGUAUAUUUGGUCGCAAGUUAGAGCAAAAUUUUUUUUUGGUGGGAGGGUCCGGGGUUUCUAAAACAGCCUCCCACAAAAUGGCCUAAGCAAGAAGAUAUUUUCGAAUCCGGUUCCGCUUUAGAGGAAAGAGUAAAAUGUAGCCCCAAUAUCACGCAUGCUUUAGCAACUAAGGCAAAAGUUGGCAACGUUGUAGAUUUUGAAAGGUUUGGUUCUUACCGAAAAUGUGUCCGUAUAUUAGCAUGGGUACUUCGUUAUAUACAUAGUUUACGCGCAUCGUUAAAAAACAAUGCUUGUCAACGAGAAAAUCAGAUAAAUAUAGAAGAAUUUGCUAACGCAGAAAAUGUUCUUAUACGCUCAAUUCAAGGUGAAUUCUUUUGUAAGGAAAUUGUUUAUUUACAAUCAAAAGGGGACAAAAAACCCCCUUUGUACUUUUCGCAAUUUCAGCUCUUCGUAGACGAAAAGGGCAUUUUGAGGUGUCAAAGUCGUAUAAAAAAUGCAUCCGUCAUAGAGUCAAGCAUAAGACCAAUCUUAUUACCGAAGUUUCAUCAGGUUUCCAAAUUGCUUGUUCUCUAUUGCCACGAAAAAGUCAUGCACGAUGGAAUAAGGGAAACGUUAAAUCUUUUACGACAAAAGUAUUGGAUUCCUCGUGCAAGGGAAUUAAUUAAAAGUAUUGUACGCAAAUGUAUCACAUGUAGGAAAUUAGAAGGUUUGCCAUAUUCUACUGUAUUUUGUCCAGACUUGCCACGAAUGAGGGUCGAUGAUCAGCCCCCAUUUGCAAAUACAGGGCUAGAUUUUGCAGGUCCAUUGACAGUUGCCAGUAAAGGUAACAAUGAUGGCGAAGAGAAGUUUUAUGUCUGUCUUUUUACUUGUAUGUCGACAAGAGCUUGUAGAAUCGCUCAAUGUCGAGUCAUUUUUACGAGCGUUUCGAAGAUUCACAGCACGUAGAGGUUUACCGUCUCUAUUGGUAAGUGACAACGCUAAGACCUUUAAGUCAGCUUCAAAGGAUGUAAAACAUCUUUUGCGUUCCCCUAGGUUAGGUGAAAGUCUUGAAAAGAAAGGAGUUAAGUGGCAAUUCAUAGUUGAUAGAAGCCCAUGGCAAGGAGGUGCUUGGGAAAGGUUAAUAAGGAGCGUAAAACGUUGUCUAAAAAAGGUAAUAGGUCGGUCAUACCUAACGCAAAUAGAAUUAAAUACCAUCUUGAUUGAGGUCGAAGCAGUAAUCAACUCUAGGCCAAUAACUUAUGCAUAUGAUGACACUGACGGUAUUUCAUAUCCAUUGACACCGUGUCAAUUAAUUAAUGGAAGAAAUCUAUCACUUUUGCCCCAAGACAGGUACUAUGAAAUGCUAAGUACAUACGAGGCUCUGUCAAAACGAGCCAAGUAUCAUAAGACUCUACUUCAACAAUUCACGAAGAGAUGGAAGAAGGAAUAUUUAACAGGUAUUAUGGAAGCCUAUAGACCGAAAGACAAACGGGAAGAGCCAGUCAUAUCGGUUGGAUAUAUAGUUCUUUUAAAGGAUGACGAUAAAAAACGCACUUUUUGAAAAUUAUGUAAAAUUCUUGAGUUGAUUGUAGGUACAGAUGGAAGAGUAAGAUCAGCAAAGAUCCAGAUAGCAGGUGAAAGGAGUAAGGGUAAAGUAUUUAGACGUCCCUUGAAAUUACUUGUACCUUUAGAAAUUGCAUGUAAGGAACCUAACACAGAAGCAAAUCAAGUCAACGCACCUAUAGCGCCUGCGCAGCCAGCAGAUAGAACUAUUACGCGAUCUAAGCGCGCAGCUGCAAAGUUAGGAGAGUUUCUUAGAAAAGACAAUAUGUAAAUAUUUCAAUAUGUAUACGCUUACAGUUUCAGCUUGCUUAAAGAAAAAUGUUCUUACGUUUGUUGAUGAAUAAUGAUUGAUUAAUAUGUAUUAUUGUAAAUUGAGUGCAGGCAACUCAAUCGGGGGAGUAUGUUGUGAAGUCAAUAUAUAUUUCGCAGCCCAAGCCAUCAUGGGGGAUUCCUACUCGUCCCAGUCUUCUUACGUUAUAUAUUCACGCCCUAUAUUGUAAGGUUAAGUUGUUUGAAGUAGUGAAGUUACGAUAAAGUCACGCUACAAAUUCAUGAUGGGCUAACAAGUUACGUUUACGUUAUAGUUGUAUAUAGUCACGUUUUGUAUAUAUUUAAAGAUAAAAUCAACGAUUUGGAGUUUCAUUCACGUCUACGCUCUACCGAAGCUAUGUUCAAAAUAGAGAGAAUCUACUACCAGAUGAACAAAAAGGGUGUAAACGCAAAUGUCGGGGGACGAAAGAUCAACUGCUGAUUGACAAAACAAUAUUGAAAGAUUGUCGAAAGAGGCACACGAUUCUUGCUAUGCUAUGGCAUGGGUGGACUACAAGAAAGCUUAUGAUUCUGUCCCCCAUUCUUGGAUAAAAGAGUGCAUGAAAAUUUUGGAGUUACUGAAAAUGUGAGAAAAUUUUUGGAGACGAGUAUGGCUAGCUGGAAACUAUCAUUUACGUCAAAUGGAGAGGACCUUGGGGAUGUUCAUGUUAAAUGGGGAAUCUUUCAAGGGGACAGUUAAUCACCACUAUUAUUUGCAGUGAGUAUGAUCCCGAUGACGAUAAUACCAGUCGAAGUAAAAUCAGGGUAUGACUAGGGAAAGAGCAAUUCAGCUCAAAUCAUCUGCUCUUCAUGGACAACUUAAAGCCCUAUGCCAAAAAUGAAGAACGGAUUGAUUUGUUAGUGCGGACAGUACAUAUAUUCAGCACUGAUAUUGGAAUGGAACGGGAUUAAGAAAUAUGAUGUUCUUAUAUAUUAAAUAGAGGAAAAAUAAUUAGAAGUUAAGGAAUAGAAAUCCCAAAUGGUGAUGAAAUUAAGGAAGUGGGGGAGAAAAGCUACACAUAACUAGGUAUAGUUAAGCUUAACAAGAAAAAGAAGAUUAGAUGAAGAACAGGAUAGUAAAGGAGUAUAAACGAGGGUUGAGAUUAAUCCUAAAAUCAAAACUGAAUGGUAAAAACAAAGUAAUAGCGAUUAAUACGUGGGCACUGGGCAGUGGCAAUAUUCAGAUACAGUGUUGGGAUAUUAGAGUGGAAAAGCAGCGAUUGAAGAAGAUUGAUAGAAAAUCGAAAAAAACCAUGACUAUGUACGGAGCAUUUCACCCCAAAAAGCGACGUUGACAGGCUGUACAUGAAGAAAAAAGAAGGGGUUAGAGGAUUUAGCAAUGUCGAACUGGUAGUUAAGGGAGAAGAGAACAAGUUAGGUAAGUAUGUUCUGAAUUCCAGAGAGCAGUUGCUUAGAGGAGUUUGUGCUAAAGGGACAAUUUGCACUGAUAGUACCAUGCCAAACAAUGAAUUCAAAGAGCAAGUGGCUGAUGAUCUUAAGAAUAAAUGGAUGAGAAAGAAUAGAUACGGUCAGUUUAUAAGGGAAAUGCCAUGCAAAGUCGAUAAGGAGAAAACGUGGCAAUGGCUUAAAAGUUCAGACAGAGGCUUUAUUGUGUACACACAAGAACAGGCAAUACAGAAUAAUUACGUAAAGCAUCAUAGCAGGGGCGCUAUGGCUAGACGGGGCACUCUCUCAAAUUAGUUUGUAAAACCCAGGAAAUUUUUUCAUGUGA